Molecule: messenger RNA, 482 nt
Organism: Cryptotermes secundus
Lineage: Eukaryota; Metazoa; Arthropoda; Insecta; Blattodea; Kalotermitidae
Product: protein CLP1 homolog
Exons: 3
Biological process (GO): tRNA splicing, via endonucleolytic cleavage and ligation
Cellular component (GO): nucleus
Molecular function (GO): polynucleotide 5'-hydroxyl-kinase activity
Source: RefSeq, a predicted model, not a curated record
CAAAUGCUUCUGGUGUGAUUAUCGAUACCGGUGGGUGGGUGAAGGGUAAUGGAUACAAGCAACUCACCCAUGCUGCCCAAGCAUUUGCGGUGGACAUCAUCCUAGUCUUGGAUCAGGAACAGCUGUACCAUGAGCUUGCGCGUGAUAUGCCAACAUCUGUGAAGGUUGUUCAACGCAGUCAGAGAGCACGGGCAGAAAAAAGAGACGCUAAGGUGCUUGAAUAUUUCUAUGGUUUGCGUAAACCAUUAUGUCCUCAUUCAUUUGAUGUUGCUUUUUCUGAUGCAAAAAUCUACAAGAUAGGUGCCCCAGCACUGCCAGAUUCCUGUAUGCCUUUCGGAAUGAAGGAAGAGGAUAAUCUCACUGAACUAGUAGCUGUGACACCAGGACCAGAUCUGCUGUACCAUAUUUUAGCUGUAAGUGUUGUUGCCUCGGUAGAAGACGACGCCAUUCAGAGUAAUAUUGCAGGCUUUGUUUGUGUGUAA